Balaenoptera ricei (Rice's whale) is the source of this 768-nucleotide messenger RNA. RefSeq names its product distal-less homeobox 1 (gene DLX1). Bases 1 to 768 code for a protein of 255 amino acids. Gene Ontology annotation, biological process: cell differentiation; negative regulation of transcription by RNA polymerase II; embryo development. Gene Ontology annotation, molecular function: DNA-binding transcription factor activity, RNA polymerase II-specific; RNA polymerase II cis-regulatory region sequence-specific DNA binding. The transcript is spliced from 3 exons. The record is from RefSeq and is a predicted model, not a curated record. Lineage: Eukaryota; Metazoa; Chordata; Mammalia; Artiodactyla; Balaenopteridae.
AUGACCAUGACCACCAUGCCAGAGAGUCUCAACAGCCCCGUGUCGGGCAAGGCGGUGUUUAUGGAGUUUGGGCCGCCCAACCAGCAAAUGUCUCCUUCUCCCAUGUCCCACGGGCACUACUCCAUGCACUGUUUACACUCGGCGGGCCAUUCGCAGCCCGACGGCGCCUACAGCUCGGCCUCGUCCUUCUCCCGACCGCUGGGCUACCCCUACGUCAACUCGGUCAGCAGCCACGCGUCCAGCCCCUACAUCAGUUCGGUGCAGUCCUACCCGGGCAGCGCCAGCCUCGCCCAGAGCCGCCUGGAGGACCCAGGGGCUGACUCCGAGAAGAGCACGGUGGUGGAAGGCGGUGAAGUGCGCUUCAAUGGCAAGGGGAAAAAGAUCCGCAAACCCAGGACGAUUUAUUCCAGUUUGCAGUUGCAGGCUUUGAACCGCAGGUUCCAGCAAACUCAGUACCUAGCUCUGCCCGAGAGGGCGGAGCUCGCGGCCUCCUUGGGACUCACGCAGACGCAGGUCAAGAUCUGGUUCCAGAACAAGCGCUCCAAGUUCAAGAAGCUCAUGAAGCAGGGCGGGGCCGCUCUGGAGGGUAGCGCGCUGGCCAACGGCCGGGCGCUGUCUGCCGGCUCUCCUCCAGUGCCACCCGGCUGGAACCCCAACUCCUCUUCCGGGAAGGGCUCGGGCGGCAGCGCGGGCUCCUACAUCCCCAGCUACACGUCGUGGUACCCCUCGGCGCACCAAGAAGCUAUGCAGCAACCCCAGCUCAUGUGA